Drosophila serrata is the source of this 1671-nucleotide messenger RNA. It is a transcript of the gene S2P, whose product is annotated as membrane-bound transcription factor site-2 protease. Gene Ontology annotation, molecular function: metalloendopeptidase activity; protein binding. The record is from RefSeq and is a predicted model, not a curated record. Gene Ontology annotation, cellular component: membrane; cytoplasm. Lineage: Eukaryota; Metazoa; Arthropoda; Insecta; Diptera; Drosophilidae. Gene Ontology annotation, biological process: membrane protein intracellular domain proteolysis; regulation of response to endoplasmic reticulum stress.
ACCCCAGCAUGGAUCCCGUUGUGUUUUUCGUCGUGUUGUCAUCGUUCUAUGGCAUUCUGUACUUUUUCGAUCGCUUCUUCAAGAGCUGCAUGCACUACCCGUACGAUGCCUUCCUCAAGAACACCGGGCUGAGCGUCAACUUCAUGAGCCUUCACUGGCACACCAGCGCCUUUAAUCGGACCUUGCUCAGGUGGGGAUCGGCGGGGAAUAGCUGCACCCGCCGCGUCAUGCUCACCAGCUUCAAUGUGGGUGUGCUGGUGACCUUCUCGCUGCUGCCCAUCGGCCUCAUCCUGCUCAUCGUGACCAUCUUCAGCAGUGGCGAGGCGGAUGGCACAGGCGUGUCCUCGCCCUCGGGUGGCGGUGUUCCUGUGCAACUGGAGAUUCUGCUGCCAGGCGUUAAUCUGCCCCUGGAGGAGAUUGGAUAUUACAUUACCACGCUAGUGCUGUGCUUAGUGGUUCACGAAAUGGGCCAUGCCCUGGCCGCCGUAUUGGAGGAUGUGCCCGUUACAGGGUUUGGCAUUAAGUUCUUCUUUUGCCUGCCCUUGGCCUAUACGGAGCUCUCCAAUGACCACUUGAAUGGCCUGCGCUGGUUCCGCAAGCUUCGCGUCCUCUGCGCUGGCAUCUGGCACAACUUUGUCUUCGCCGGCGUGUGCUACCUACUCAUCUCAACGGUGGGCAUCACCAUGUCACCUUUGUACGCCUACAACGAGCAUGUCGUGGUCACGGAGCUGACGAGGAAGUCGCCAUUGCGAGGCGAACGUGGACUGCAGGUGGAUGACCAGAUAACCCAGGUAAAUGGCUGUACAGUAAAGAGCGAGGAAAGCUGGGUUGCCUGCCUCCAGAAUACAUUGAAGCUCAAACCAGGCUACUGUGUCAGUGCAGACUUUGUGCAGCUCAACGAUGAGAGCAGUGCCAUUUCGCAUCACAGUAUCGACGGUCAGCUGCAAUGCUGCGACGAGCUUAAUCCGAAUGUCAGCUGCUUCGAGGUGGUGGAGGAUGCCAAUGGCGAUGUGCCCGUGGAGCUGCCCCAACACGUCUGCCUAAAUGUUCGUCGUACCCUGGAGGAGGUCACGGAACACUGCUCCUCGGGUGUCUGCACUGAGGGCUUUUGCCUGCGUCCGCUGAUGCGGAAUAUAACUGCCAUAAUGACGUUCAAGCGUCAGAACUUUAACGGCGAGAAGCUGCCGCCUGUGAUCUAUGUGGGCCAUCCCUGGGAUGUCACCCGCACGGUGGGCAUCUCGGCCUUUGUGCCGCGCCACUCCUUCCUAAAGGCCGCAUGGCCGGAUGCCUGGCUUCUGCUGCUCAAGUACAAUGUGGUCUUCAGCAUCGGACUGGCUCUGAUCAAUGCCAUUCCCUGCUUUGGCUUCGAUGGCGCCCACAUUACCAGCAACGUGAUACACAGCUUUCUGGUGGGACGUGUGGAUCAGCAUGCGAAAAGGGACCUCAUCUCAGUGAUCAUCACCAGCGUGGGCACGCUGCUCUUUGGACUGGCGCUGCUCAAGGUGGCCUGGCUUAGCUUUCUGCGACCGCUGCUUUAGAUUGAUUGAUGGAUGGAAGGAUGGGAGUCCAACUCCCUGCUAAGAUGCUAGACUGCUAUUUCACCUCCAAAAAAACACAAAACACACAGCGAAUUGUAGCACCUCAAAGUCAAAGAUUAGCCGUUAGUCUUAA